CUCACUUGACACAACUCGGCGUAACUUUGCAACCAGAACUCUCACCGUAAUCGCUUGUCGCCAUGAAGAUCCUCAGCGUCAACUUCCUCAGCUGCGCCGUCAAGGCCUGCAAGAGCUCCUCCGACUCGUUCCCGCUCCACGCCAAGGACGCCGAGCUCGUCCAGGAUGAGAUUGAGUUGAACCCCAACAUGAUCAUCAACGUCUUGCCCCGCCUCGACUGGGCUGCCCUGCGCACAACGUCUUCUGAGCUCGGCUUCCCGCAACUGCCUGAGCAGGCCCCCACGGAGGAAGAGUUGAAGGCCGACGAGACGAUGCUCAAGGACCUGCACCAUUUGCUGCUGGAGACUCAGAUCUCUGAGGGCAAGCUGGUGUGUGGCCACUGCGGACACGAGUACGCCAUCAAAGAGGGCAUCGCCAACUUCCUGCUACCGAGCCACUUGGUAUGAGAGGAUUACGAACGUACGCGACAGUUAUGGUCACGCGUGGCAAAAAAAGAAAGGCAAGAGAGACAAGAAUAUAGACUGAGGAGAUGAAGGGAUUGAAGGCGGGAAUGUCCACACAACGCGUCACAAGAGGAUGCCGCAUCAAGGGAGACGGCAUAGGUGGGGAUGGUAUCACUUCGGAGUCUGGCGUUGUUAAACU
Ilyonectria robusta is the source of this 642-nucleotide messenger RNA. RefSeq lists its product as uncharacterized. The record is from RefSeq and is a predicted model, not a curated record. Gene Ontology annotation, molecular function: protein heterodimerization activity. Bases 63 to 446 code for a protein of 127 amino acids. The transcript is spliced from 2 exons. Gene Ontology annotation, biological process: rRNA (guanine-N7)-methylation; peptidyl-glutamine methylation; tRNA methylation. NCBI's taxonomy places the organism in Eukaryota, Fungi, Ascomycota, Sordariomycetes, Hypocreales, Nectriaceae.